This is a messenger RNA of Rotaria socialis, 444 nucleotides long. The record is from the annotation of a GenBank genome assembly. NCBI's taxonomy places the organism in Eukaryota, Metazoa, Rotifera, Eurotatoria, Philodinida, Philodinidae.
AUGAAUAAUUUGAAUUAUGAUGUAAUACCAUUUUCAAUUGAUAAUCGUCUUGAUGGUAACAUACAAUUUAUCUUCGAUUUAUUUACAAUAAAUCAAUCGUUUAAAAUUCGAACAUUAUUAAAUAAGAAUUUAUUUCAAUUCAAUCAAAAUUCUAUUGAUUAUGAUUUAAAUAUACGACAUAAUUAUUUAAAUCAAUACGAAAUAACAACAAAGACAUUUUCACAAACAACCAUUGAAUCAUUAAAUGAAAUUUUUCAAAAUAUGCUUUGCCAUUUUAUUGAGCAAAACCAUUUAAUAUCCUAUGAAAUAUUUAAUCAUGUUGAACAUCUGCUUUCAUCAUAUUUAAUUAUUUCAUUGGCGAAUUAUUCAAAAAAUCUCACUCACAAACCAGUAUUAACACAAACCGAAACGAGUAACAAUCAACCACCAAGUAAUAUGAAUUAA